Amoebophrya sp. A25 is the source of this 2055-nucleotide messenger RNA. The record is from the annotation of a GenBank genome assembly. NCBI's taxonomy places the organism in Eukaryota, Dinophyceae, Syndiniales, Amoebophryaceae.
ACUUAUGCAGCAACAAAACUUAGUUCUAGUUUCGCACAAGAGAUGGAUUUAUGGUGGAAGCAGGAAUAGAAAGAGGUACCUCCGAACAUGGUCAGCUUUCACCCAUUUGUAUACUGUUUUUGUCUUCUGAGUUUUUUUUGGUCGUUUCUGUUUGUCUGUGUGGUGUUUCAAGUGACUCAAGCAGGCACGGAUCUUCUAGGAAAUUGCUCCAUCCACGAAGAUGAGCCAGGCUUACCACAUUUCGAUCCAGAGAAGUUUUCCGGCUAUUGGUACGAAUCCGUUAGAACGCGCAAUCCGUAUGAGGCAUCCACGGGUUCGCUCUCUUAUCUGGAUGUCGCAUCUUUUUUCCCAUGGCAGCCUGCUGCUGCGGCGAACAGGCAGAGAAGAUAUGAGAAUGAUGUCAUUUACCAUGCAGACGUCGCAUCUAGAAUUACUACGUCACAGGCCAAGCAAAGCGAGGACGGGUACCACACGAGUAAUACGAAGAAGCUUGGCACGACCAUCAGCAUGCAGCCAGCUGCCACAGCCGUAGACCCCUCAACGGCCUUGUUGCUGUCGACCACGGCUGCAGAGGAGAAACAGAAAGACACCAGCUACCUAAGUGAGCUGACGACAAGCUUUCACUACGCGCCACCGCUCGAUGAUCCGAGGGACUACGUAGUACACUGGUUCAACCCCUGCCUCUUGCACAUUCCUUUUCUUGUGAAAAAUAUUCCGCUUUGUAUUGAGGAUGUAAGCGACGCAGAAAAGCCUCGUUUACCUCUGUAUAAGCAGAAGACAACAGGCGUUGCUGAUCUAAGCGCUAGCAAGAACUUCCACAAUGCUGAUGACGGAAGAGCAAGAGCGAUGGCCGAAGUCGAUAUGAAGACCGUCGGAAAUGGAAAAACGCUCGAGCAGGUGGACAAAGCAGAGGACAUCAAUUACAAAGGCACGCUUGAAGAUAGGAGAAUUGAGGACGAAAAAAUGGUGUCCAAGCAAAACCGCAAGAGACCAACAAAAUACGUGCGCAUGCGGAUCCAUGCUCCAUCAAAUUUCCUCUGGAAGCAUCAUGACGCUGUGCUAUAUUGCAAACCGAAUGAAUAUGAAGACGAUAGCCAAGCUGGUGUCUCAGAUAAGCUGCCUAGUUGUUCACGAUCACGUUGAACGGCGAGUGAAAUAUGUUGACCCACCUAAAUGGCGGCCCUCGACCGAAUUCACACGACUGCUCUCAGCGUGAUAGUGAAAACAUAAAGAAAGCUAAUGUCGGAAACUGUGUUACCAGAUUUAGCUGGUUUCCUGCUUUAUUCACGCACCGCAUACUUGAGACCGAUUAUCAUACCUCUGCCACCCUCUAUAGUUGUGUCACCAUAGCGGGAUUUCUCAAAUUCGAGUACGCGUGUUAAGGCUGAUCCUGUCAAUAAUUCAUUUCGCACACCAAGCAAGAUUAUUUUCUCCGUUUCAUGUUCAUCGUUCUUGAAGAUGAAGUUGAGUAGCUUUUACUGAGAAAAUUACUCGUGCGACGUCGUGUGAAUUCUUGCCAGCUCCAAGCUCAGAUGCUCCGCCGCAAGCCUCAGCUGUCGCGUGCCUUACGAGCAAAAAGCAUUCAUUCGGAUGCCUCAAGAUUACAAGCACUGUUGCCGCGGUCGCAUCUCGUUUUCCCUUUCGGAGAAACGUAAGGUUCGCCUACAGGAGGUGUCGGAGAAGAUUCGUUUGAUCAGUCCACUAGCAAAAGAACGAGUUCCUCGCGACUGAUCAUCAGUCUUUGUUACUACUCGCCAUCUGUUGCUGUUCUCCUAUGUAAAUGUAUUUUGGAUGCAGCUUCAGUGUUAUUUAUACUAUCUUUCACUAUCAAUCUAUGUCUGUUCACGAUUAGCAUCGACACGUAUAAUCAUGUUUCACUACCACGAUGACCGCGUUUUGCACGAGAAUCAUCCAAGAAGAUCAUUCCGCAUGUAAUGAUAUAGGAGGUGCUUUGCGACACCAUAGCUGCUGCUUCUCGACAUUUUGUUGUAAAGGUCGAAUGACUUUCGAAGCCAUUGGCUUUCAAGGCCCACCUCCACGGCGUACCGACUCUAU